Messenger RNA from Solanum lycopersicum (tomato), 673 nucleotides. The record is from RefSeq and is a predicted model, not a curated record. Lineage: Eukaryota; Viridiplantae; Streptophyta; Magnoliopsida; Solanales; Solanaceae.
AAACUAGCAACUCUAAAUUGGUAGUCUUCCAAUACUUGACAAAAAGCAUAUUGUAUAAAUAGAAUUUCUGCUACAAAUUAUUUAUAUUCAUUAAUUGUGUUUCAAUAGCAGCAACAAAUUCAUACCACAAAAAUGAGUGUAGAAGUUCUUGAUGGCGCCACAAUCCUUAGCUUCGUGGAAGACGAAGAAGCGUUCAGUGAAUUUAUCGUCGAACGCUUCAACAAUCUCGAUAAAGAUCAUGAUGGCAUACUUUCUUAUUCAGAAAUGUUGAAAGAGUUGCAGGGGUUAAGGGUUUUCGAUACACAUUUUGGUAUCGACGUGAAAAUCGAUCCAAACGAGAUUUCUCGAGUUUAUAGUUCAAUUUUCGUUCAGUUCGAUCACGACUCGAACGGGACGGUGGAUUUAAAAGAAUUUAAACAAGAGAUGAAGGAGAUGAUGGUGGCUAUGGCUAAUGGUUUAGGGUUCUUGCCAAUUCAAAUGGUACUUGAAGAAAAUAGUUUCUUGAAGAAAGCUAUUGAUAGGGAAUUAAAAUAUUACUCUAUAUAAUAAGAAUGGUUAAAUAUCUUGUAUUUUGUCGUAUCAAUUUACUACACAUGGUUUAUACAUGCAAUAUCAUUAAAAUUAUGAGUUGUAAUAUUUUGAAAUAAAUUUGAUGUAUUAUGAUUUAUUAUUA